Metschnikowia bicuspidata var. bicuspidata NRRL YB-4993 is the source of this 441-nucleotide messenger RNA. It is a transcript of the gene TOM22, whose product is annotated as Tom22p. The transcript has a single exon. Gene Ontology annotation, biological process: intracellular protein transport. The coding region runs from base 1 to 441 and encodes 146 amino acids. Gene Ontology annotation, cellular component: mitochondrial outer membrane. The record is from RefSeq and is a predicted model, not a curated record. NCBI's taxonomy places the organism in Eukaryota, Fungi, Ascomycota, Pichiomycetes, Serinales, Metschnikowiaceae.
AUGGUUAAAUUGACUCAAGUCGACGACGAGACCGCCACAAACUUCGAGAAAACGGCUCCAGCUCCUGGCGCCAACAACUACAGCGACUCAGAUUCCGAAUCUGACUCUGACUACGAGGACGACUUUGACCUCGAGAAUGAGACCCUCUAUGAUAGGAUCGUCGCUUUGAAAGAUGUCGUACCACCCACCCAGAGAACACAGAUCGCCAGCGCCGUUGAGAGCGUCAAAAGCGUUGCCACAUGUGCAUUCAGCAAAGGUGGCUCUUUGUUGUGGGGUGUAACUUCGUCGAUUUUGUUGUUAGGUGUGCCGUUGUCUUUGGCCAUCUUAGCUGAGACUCAAUUACAAGAAAUGGAGAAGGAGAUGUCGUUGCAGCAAUCCGCCCAGGAAGUGUUGGCCCCAGGGUCUGAGAGUGCAUUCAACGGUGAGAAGGCCUCUGCCUAA